UAUGUCCACACCGAAGCUGAGAGAGGCUGCUGAAGCCAAGCCGCGAAUCCCGAAGUUUGAGCGUUCCCGAGAAAUUUCAGUUUAUUAAUGUUGCAUGUGUGAGAAGCAUGUAUGAGACACCUCCUUGCUCUCCGCUAGAAUGGCUACACUCAGAAUUACGUCACUGCUCCGGGGCGUGCUCUGCGCAUGCGUCCUGGCUUGCACUGCUGAAGGCGAGCUCAGCGUUUCUUCACACACACGUGACAAACAAGUCCUGGCUGAGUCUGGAAACAACGUCACUCUGACAUGUCGAGCUCCAAACGACAAGUUCAUAGUUGUGAACUGGAGCAGAGCUGAUCUGGGAGAAGAAUAUGUGCUCUUGUACCGGGACGGGCACUUUGAUACCACCAAGCAGCAUCCAUCUUUAAAGAAGCGGGUGGAUCUGCAGGACAGACAGAUGAAGGAUGGAGACGUGUCUUUGAUUCUGGAGAAUGUGACGACUGCGGAUGCUGGAACGUACGAGUGUCACGUCUUCAUGGAAGAAACACGCUCGUGGGAAUCUAUCUGCACCUCACACCUGUUUCUGCAUGAAGAUCAACCAGGAGGACUGAGAGGGGACGGAGUCAGAAGAGGACGUGCUGGACUGAUAGCGAGCGCGUCACUUUGUGCUGUGCUUGUUGCUGUUGUUGUUGUUGCUUUUCUGAUCUACAGAAAACAUGGACAGAGUCAGGAUUCAGAGCGUCCUCCUGCUGAACUGCAGACUGUCUGAAAUGUCUCAGAGUGUUUUUGCAGAUGGACUUUGAGUCUCCUGCUGCUGAGCAGAGACAGACAGCAUUCAGCAACACUCCACACAGACCACUGAUUUCACUCUGACACUACAGGAAGGACUUCAUCAUCCUGCGGGCUGACGAGUACAUUUACUGUAAAUACUCAGUCCAGCUGAUUGUUUGUCUUUGCAGGCUGAUAAUCCAGAUGUUUCUACACUAAUGUGUAAAACAUCAGUUUCUUGGUUUCAGAUUAUUAUUUAUUUGUACCACUUUGUUAUUUUCCAUUUUAAAGGAUUCAAUAACUGUCAGAUAACCCAGGAAAUUACACGAACAUGUCAGUGUGCAGCAGUUAUUAGUUUGAUUGUGUUCUCUGUUGUGAGUUGUAAAGAUUUAAAGCAGAAUAUAUUGUUGUAAAUGAUUAUUUGUGGAUUAUGGAAUUUUUCUUUAACUUAAACCCAAAUAUAACUAAAGUGUUAGACAAACUGCAGCCACUCCGUUAGGAAUACUUUCACAUCCUGAUGUAAAAGUUGUGUUUUUAAAUCAAUUAUGAAUGUGUGAGACACUUAUGAUGCACUUCUGCUGAUGAAUGCAGCUUGAAGCUUUGAUGGGACUGUUUCAUUACUUGUUUAGGAUUUUGUUCAUGUUCUUUUCACAUUUACUUUUAAUUCUUUCAAUUCAGCUUUCCAAAAAGUAUUAAUGCCUGAACAUUCACACAAUGUAAUCAAAUAAAGUUUCACUUUACAUUUCAGACUGCAAUAACCUGUUCACAAACACAUUCUUUAUUUGCUUUUUACACACACAAGAAACUGUAAAACCCAGAGUGCAAAAACAGAGAGGUUCAGGAAAAUCUGUGUCCACAAUCAGCGAAGAAAUGUAAAAACUGUUUGGAGAGGAGAAAAGAGGAAAAACUUUGU
Messenger RNA from Oreochromis niloticus (Nile tilapia), 1660 nucleotides. RefSeq names its product tyrosine-protein phosphatase non-receptor type substrate 1-like. The record is from RefSeq and is a predicted model, not a curated record. The transcript has 2 exons. The coding region runs from base 140 to 748 and encodes 202 amino acids. Gene Ontology annotation, molecular function: signaling receptor binding. Gene Ontology annotation, cellular component: external side of plasma membrane. NCBI's taxonomy places the organism in Eukaryota, Metazoa, Chordata, Actinopteri, Cichliformes, Cichlidae. Gene Ontology annotation, biological process: regulation of cytokine production; T cell receptor signaling pathway.